Molecule: messenger RNA, 3075 nt
Organism: Coniosporium apollinis CBS 100218
Lineage: Eukaryota; Fungi; Ascomycota; Dothideomycetes
Exons: 9
Coding region: 1-3075 (1024 amino acids)
Biological process (GO): vesicle-mediated transport; intracellular protein transport; vacuole organization
Cellular component (GO): endosome; HOPS complex
Molecular function (GO): protein binding; protein-macromolecule adaptor activity
Source: RefSeq, a predicted model, not a curated record
AUGAAGCGCGUUGUGCAGUUGCCUGUUCAGAACGCUGAGUCGCGGGCAGUGACGGAGCUGGCAGACGGAGAGGAAAGGAGCGCUCAGAAUGCCCGGCUGUGUCGAGCCGAAUGGGAGAUGUAUGAUAUGCUUGCCGGUGUCGGAUGCGCGACAGAUGCAUGGAAAGCAUUCAAGUUCUUCGACGUCUCCGAGGUAAAGCUCGCCGAUGAAGAGCGUUCGGCCAUCCUCCAACAAGGCAGCAUAACCUCUGUCGCCACCGGCUCCGACAAUGUCUGCUUCGGCAGCUCCGAUGGCCUUGUCCGGGUCCUCUCCCGGGCCUUCAAGGUCAUGCGCUCGUUCAAAGCCUACCAGCUGGGCUCCGUCACCCACAUGAGGCAGGUCCAGGGCACAUCACUGCUGGUCACCGUCGCAGAAGACCUCUCAAACGAACCGGUCUUGAAGCUGUGGGCUUUGGACAAGCUGGAGAAGAAGACUGGCAUUCCGAGGUGCAUCAGCACGCUUAGCAUUCAUAACGGGAGGAAGCAGUUUCCUAUAUCCGCAUUCGCUGCGCUCGACGACCUCUCCCAGCUAGCUGUAGGUUUCGCAAAUGGCGCCGUCACCGUGAUACGAGGUGACCUCAUCCAUGAUCGUGGCGCAAGGCAGCGUACAGUGUUCGAGUCCGACGAACCUAUAACGGGCAUCGAGUUCAGGGUGGGAAACAUCACGACGCUGUACAUUGCGACUACCGGACGUAUCUCAACGCUGGUCAUCUCUGGCCGAGGUCAAGGUCAGCCUGCGCGGUCGUUAGAUGAGACUGGCUGCGGGGUCGGGUGCAUGACUAUCGACAAAGCUACUCAGGAUGUGAUCAUCGCUCGUGACGAGGCGGUGUACACGUACGGAGUCCAUGGAAGAGGUCCGGUGUACGCCUACGAAGGACCGAAGAAGAUGAUCACUGUCUUCAAAGACUACGUUGCGCUAGUGUCUCCUCCAAAGGCCAACGCCGUAGCUCGGUCCACCUCUCUUCGGGCGUUUGGUAGUAGUCAAGCGGAUGACAUCUUCAACAUCUCAAACUUCACCCUUCUUGACACCGACCUGAAGCUCAUUGCCCACCAAGAGGCUUUGAGCUCUCAGGUUAACUUUGUGUUCUCCGAAUGGGGAGACCUGUUCGUGCUAACCUUGGACGGCAAACUCUUUCGGUACCAUGAAAAAUCUCUCCAACAAAAACUUGAACUAUUGUACCAACGCAACCUGUACGUCCUAGCAAUCACUCUUGCACAGAAGGCUGGGGUUGAUGCAGCACAACUCAAUGUGAUACUGCGCAAGUAUGGCGACUAUCUCUACCUAAAAGGCGAGUACGAUACAGCGAUGCAGCAGUACCUAAAGGCGAUCGACAACACCGAGCCAUCACAAAUCAUCAGAAAGUUUUUGGAUACCCAACGGAUACAUAAUCUUAUCGAAUAUCUCGAGGAACUGCACGACCACCACAAGGCGACAUCCGACCACACGACCCUUCUUCUUAAUUGCUACGCCAAGCUCAAAGAUGUCGAAAAGCUAGAGAAUUUCAUCAAAUCUCCCGGCGACCUCAAGUUUGAUCUGGACACAGCUAUAACCAUGUGCCGCCAAGGUGGAUACCAUGAUCAAGCCGCGUACCUGGCUCGCAAACACAACGAGCAUGACCUAGUGGUGGACAUAUUGAUCGAGGAUUCCAAACGGUACGCUGAGGCAUUGGCAUACAUCUGGCGUCUGGAACCUGACAGUGCCUAUCGAAACCUGAUGAAGUACGCUACCGUGCUGCUGGAGCAUUGUUCGAAGGACACAACGCAACUCUUCAUCGAUUAUUACACCGGACAAUACCGUCCAAAGAAGGACGCAGUCGUCGUGCAUGACGUUCCUACAUCUCAGGGCAUACCCGGCUUUACCAUAGCAUCAACAGCUGUCCAGAACCUCGCAGCUCUGCUGCCACUCCCCUACAUGAACACGAACAUUCUUCAGUCGCCUAGUGCUGGUGUCGAUCAGAAAACGACCCUCAGCCAGGCGCAGAUCAUUGAAACCGACACAAACGAACCGCCAGCGGAGUAUACUAUUCCUAGACCACGGACGGCCUUUUCGGCAUUCGUUGACCAUCCCGAGGAAUUUGUAACGUUCCUGGAAGCAUGCAUCAACUCCGAUGAGCUGAGCGAGAAUGACAAAAGCGACCUGUACACUACACUGUUCGAGAUGUAUCUUCACACCUCAAGCAGCAAGAAAAAUGGUGAGAGGGAAGAAUGGGAGGCUAAAGCGAAGAGCUUGGUGGAAAGCAAGAACGUAGGCAUACCCAUCGACACGUCGAACGUGCUGCUCUUGUCACACCUGACGAAUUUCAGGGAUGGCACAACACUUGUCCGGGAGCAGCAGGGCCUGCGGUUCGACAUCUUCCGCUCGUACACCUCAGCAAAGGAUACAGCAGGCGCUAUCAAGGCGCUGCGCAAGUAUGGGCCCGAGGAGCCUCAGCUGUAUCCAGCGGCGCUGGCAUACUUCACGUCAAGCCCGGCUAUCAUCGAAGAAGCUGGCGAUGAGCUUGAUGUUGUCCUCCGAAAGAUUGAUGAGGACGGUCUAAUGGCGCCUUUGCAGGUCAUCCAGACCCUGAGUACGAACGGCGUCGCCACUAUGGGCAUGAUCAAGAGGUAUCUCAGCACCACCAUAGAGCGUGAGCGACAGGAGAUCUCCAACAACCGCCGCCUCAUCCAAACCUUCCGCGCCGACACCGAUACCAAGCGCAAAGAGAUUGUCGAGCUCGGGACUAAACCCGCAGCGUUUACCGCAACGCGUUGCUCCGCAUGUGGUGCCACGCUUGACCUUCCAACAGUGCACUUCCUGUGCAAGCACUCGUUCCACCAGCGCUGCCUCAACGCUGCGGAGGAGGACGACGAGGAGAGCCUGGAAUGUCCUAUUUGUGCGCCGCAGAAUGCGACCAUUCGCGCCAUCAAGAACGCCCAGGAUGAAAGCGCUAGCCGGCAUGACAUGUUUCUUGACGCACUGCAGAGGAGUAGGGAUAAGUUCGGGACGGUGAGUGAGUGGUUUGGGAGAGGCGUUAUGUCAGCGCCGGUGACUGAGUAG